AUGAGCUCUGUCGCAAAAAAUCAUCGAGGACCGGGCCUUAAAGGAUGGCGACUUUUAGUUAGAAAUUUAAAAUUUGAGACAAAAGAAGAGGACAUUAGAAAAUUGGCUGGAAAAUUUGGAGAAAUACUCGAAAUUAAUUUGCCUAAAAGCAAGGACAAACGCUUUCCAAAUUCUUGUGCUGGAUUUUGUUUUAUUCAAUUUAAACGAAGAAUGGAUGCUGAAACGGCUAAAAAAGAAUUAAAUUUUAAAAAGUUCAAUGGUAGAAAGAUUGCUUUGGAUUGGACAAUGAAUAAGGAUGAUUGGGAGAAUAGUCAACAUGAAGAAAAUUCAAAAGACGCAAAAGAAAUUAAAGACGAGCCUGUUGAUGUUGAAAUGAAUUCUGGAACAGACGAGGAAAUGUCAACUAAUGGAACAACAAAAAAAGAGACGGACGACGAUGAUUACGACACUUGUCAUUCCGAAGAGUCUGAAGAUGAAGAAGAUGACAAUAUUGAGGGUGAUGACUUUGAGGAUGAAGAAGAUGGAGAAAAUGACUUGGAAGAUGAAGAUGAUGAAAUUUCUAAUGAGCUAGAGCUAAAAGAGUCGAAAUUUGUUAAAACUGAUAAAAAUGGGAAAAAGCAAAAUUUUAAGAAAGAUGAAAAUCGAAAGAAUAAUAAUAAUCCUCGACAGGGUGAUGUGGCGCUGAGUGAAGGAAGGGUAGUUUUUCUUAGAAAUUUGCCUUUAUCUUCGACUGAUGAAGGACUUAAAGAAUGGCUUAUUGCAAACAAAAUUGCCCCUUUCUCUUUGGCUAUAUUAUGUCGUUCAAAACAAACAAAAUAUCCAACGGGUGCUGCAUUUGUGCAUUUAAUAGAAAAAUCUACAACCGAUUUGUUUUUGGAAAAAUUGGAAAGUCCUCAAGGGAUGCUUUUUGAUGGCCGUCGUUUAAUCGGAUAUCGAGCAGUUGACAGAAAAUCGGCAGAUUCAUUUAAACGUCCACAAGAAGAAGAUAAAAAUCCAAAAGACAAAAGAAAUCUUUAUUUGUUGAGAGCUUCGUUAAUUAGAAAAGGAACACCUCAAGAGAAGGGAAUGUCUGAAGAUGAUGCUAAAUUGCGCGAACGUUUGUGUCAAUUUGCAAAGAAAAAGUUGCAAAAUAUGAUUACUUUUGUGUCGCCAACAAGACUAGUGAUUCACAAUAUUCCAUUUAAAUUUACUGAUGAACAAUUACGCCAUCUUUGUCGUGCAGCAGCAGGUGUUUGUGACAAUUCAAUAAUGGAAUGUAGAAUUAUGCGUCAAGUUAAAGGAGAAAAUAAUAAAGGGAAAGUUAUUCUUGGAAAAUCGAAUGGUUAUGGAUUUGUGGCUUUUAAGGAACAUUCUGCAGCUUUACAAUGUUUAAAACAAAUGAAUAAUAAUCCUCACAUGUUUACUAAUGAAAGGCGUCCAAUUGUAGAAUUCUCUAUUGAAAACUUGAAUGCUUUAAGAUUAAAAGAGCGUCGUAAACAAAUGAGUAGAGGAGAAAUAGUUGCAGCAUCAAAUAAUAACAUCAAUAAACAAAAUAAAAAGAAGGAUAUUAAUAAAUCUGAAGAAAAUUUUAAAACAGGAAAUGAUCCUUUAGCUUUAGAAAAAACUAAGAAAGAAUUUAUGAAAGGAGGACAAAAAUUUUUGCCAAAAAAAUUGGGAGAAAAAAAGAGGCAUAAAGAUAUGCAACAACAAAAUAAACGAAGAAAGAGAUCAGAUAAAGAUGAUAAUCAAAAAUGUAAGCGAAAUAAAAGGUCAAGUAAAUAA
Molecule: messenger RNA, 1761 nt
Organism: Meloidogyne enterolobii
Lineage: Eukaryota; Metazoa; Nematoda; Chromadorea; Rhabditida; Meloidogynidae
Source: the annotation of a GenBank genome assembly